AUGGCCGCGCGGGAGGUGAUCGCCGACCUUCACGCGGAAGGAUGCGGCGGGGUCUCGAGAAAUGUGGACCGGACGCGGCUGUCGGUGCGAUUCGUCGCGGGUAGGCGGCCGGCCUCCGACUCGGACCAGGAGCUGGUGGACAUGUGGCGAGCCGGGGCGGAAGUCGGGGACGUGGGUUCCAUCAGGGUGAUGGGGUUGCUGUACCAACACGGCGUCAGGGGGCUCGACCAGGACUUGGAGAAGUCGUACGAGAUGUAUGAGAUAGGGGCGGAGCUGUCGGACGCAGCCUCGAUGUCCUUCGCCGCAAACCUGCAGAUGAGAGGGGCCGGCACGCCGAUCGACUACAAGUCCGCCUAUAAGAAGUUCCUGGCGAGCAAGACGACCCACGUGAGCUUGAACGGGCUCGGCUACCUCUACUUGCACGGCCUGGGCGUGAAGCGGGAUGUCCGGGUCGCGUUCGAUUACUUCGAGCAGGCCCGGCGGGAGGACAAGGAGAAUCAAAACCCCGACAUUCUCUUCAACCUGGGGAUGAUGUACGUCUCCAACACGGUGGAGCUUGAUCUCGGCGGUACGAAGACGACAAUCAUGAGCGGGGGUGAGUCUGUGACCCUAUCUGCGAAGGAUACCAAGAAGGCCCUGGCCCACCUGACGGCGGCGGCGGCGAUGGGGCACGUGGAGGCCAUGUUCCAGGCAGCCGUGCUCCAGGCUGACGAGGGGGAGGAGCCUCUCACGGCCACCCGGUGCCAGUCCGCCGUGAGCCUUUUCAAGAACGUUGUCGAGAGGGGGCCGUGGAUGGACGGCAUGCAGGCGGCGCUGCGUCGGGCGACGGCGGGCGAUUACGGCGGCGCGCUGGUUCUGUACUCGAGGCUGGCCGAGGUUGGGUUCGAGGUGGCCCAGAGCAACGCGGCGUGGCUUCUUGAGGCGGGGCACUGUAGCAACAACGGGGGCGCGUCGGCCAACAGCACCCAGGUCAACUGCGAAAAGAGGGCGUUGCGUCUGUACGAGCACGCGGCGAGGCAGGGGAGGGCAUCCGUUGAGAUGAAGGUCGGCAACUUCCACUACCACGGGAAGGCGGACCUUCAGGUGGACUACGAGAAGGCCGCCGAGCGGUACCUCAAAGCGUCGGACGCGAAUCACGCAGAGGCGCUAUUCGGUAUGGGGUACAUGCACCAGAUGGGCAAGGGAGUGCCGCAGGACUUCUUCCUGGCCAAGCGUUACUUCGACCAGGCCGCGUUAGUCAGCUCGGACGCAGUGACCACGCCGCCGGCGCCGGCGACGACGAGGUCGAUGGUCGCCACGAAGAAGGGGAGGAGGGGGAGGUGUUUUCUACGACGGAAACGGUGUCCCUCGUGGCUCUGGUGA
This is a messenger RNA of Ectocarpus siliculosus, 1362 nucleotides long. The record is from the annotation of a GenBank genome assembly. NCBI's taxonomy places the organism in Eukaryota, Phaeophyceae, Ectocarpales, Ectocarpaceae.